AUGUUUUUAAUUCUUGUGAUUAUUUUGCUCUUCUUGAUUUAUCUUUACGCUACCAGAAAUCACGACUAUUGGACACAAAGGAGUGUAAAACAUGACACACCCUGGCCACUAUUUGGAAAUCAUAUAAGGAAUGUGUUCGCCAUCAAAAGUCUAACCGCAAUUACUACUGAAUUGUAUAAAAAGUAUCCUAACGAGAAAGUUGUGGGAUACUUUACCGGAAAUACACCACAUCUGAUAAUCAGAGAUCCGGAUAUAGUAAGAGAUAUUUUAAAUGUGAAGUUUGAUCAUUUCCAUCCUCGUGGUUUAGGUAGGGACACAAAAAAGGAACCUCUUAUGGCCAACCUUUUCAGUGUUGAUGGGGAUGAAUGGAAACUACUACGUAAUAGGCUAACUCCAGCUUUCACGACCGCUAAAUUGAAAGCCAUGUUUCCGCUAAUCAUAAAGUGUGCAGAAAAACUUGAUGGAUUAGGUGAGGAUAUAGUAAACAAAGGCGGAGAGUUUGAUGCUCGGGAAUUGAUGGCACGUUUUACUACGGAUUUUAUAGGUGCUUGUGGAUUCGGAAUCGAAAUGGAUACUCUUAACAAUGAGAAUUCUUUCUUCAGAAAAAUCGGCAAGAAAGUUUUUUCACGUUCUCUAAAAGAUGUAAUGAUGUUUGGAAUGUGGGAAAUAUUCCCAGAAGUCAGAGGUAUGCUGAACAUGUUUGAUAAAAAUGUAGAAAAAGCGUUCAUUGAUAUUAUAACAAAAGUUUUCAAAGAACGCAACUUUAAGCCUUCGGGCAGAAAUGACUUCGUGGACCUCCUUCUGGAUUUAGCAGCGAAAGGCAAAAUAACUGGCGAUUCCAUCGAACACAGAGAACCGGAUGGUUCUCCAAAACAAACCGAAAUGGAUAUGGAUCUUAACUGUUUAAUUGCCCAAGUGUUUGUAUUUUUCGCUGCCGGUUUUGAAACGUCUUCCUCGGCUACGAGCUACACUUUACACGAGCUUGCUUUUCACCCGGAGAUACAAUGCAAAAUACAGACUGAGAUCGAUCAAGUUCUAUCGAAGUAUGGCAAUCAAUUGUGCUUUGAUGCCGUAGCAGAGAUGACAUUCUUAGAAAUGGCUUUCAAGGAGUCCUUGCGAUUGUUCCCGUCUGUGGCUACGUUGCAUCGAGAUUGCGCGAGGAGAUACACAAUCGAACAACUCGGGUUAACUUUAGAACCGGGCGUUAAAAUUAUUAUUCCACUUCAAGCGAUGCAAAUUGAUGGGAAAUAUUUUAACAAUCCUGACGAAUUCAUACCAGAAAGGUUUACCAAGGAAGAAGAUACCGCGAGACAAAAGUAUAUUUACAUGCCUUUUGGUGCAGGGCCACGAAGCUGCAUAGGUGCUCGUUUGGGCCAGAUGCAGUCGCUCGCAGGUCUCGCCGCCAUCUUGCACAAAUUCUCCGUGGAGCCGGGAGAGAAAACACAAAGGAAACUUAAAAUAAAUCAUCGCCUCAACGUUGUACAAGGCGUCGUGGAUGAGCACCUUCAAAAGCUGGGUUUCCGUGUAGACCUUGUUCCCGUGGAUUUCGUAAACUUCUGCAUGCUGGAGAUGUGUGGACACGAGGUUUUUAGAUGCAACAUAAAGAAUCUCUCCUUUAACACGGCAUCUGAACGCGACGUGGUCUGCCGACGGGCCAUCAAUGCCGUCGUCGACUCCAGCGCCAAGUUCCUCAGAACCAGGAACUACUUGUGGUCGUGGGCGUUAAUAGACGACCAGAUAUUCAGGAGCGAAUAUGCGCCAAAAGACUACUGGCCGUUUGAUGUAGAGAAGAACUUCGACACGUCUCUAGAAUGUACUGAGUGCUGCGGGAUUAUUAAGAAAAACACAUAAGUGUGUGUAUUUGA
Molecule: messenger RNA, 1865 nt
Organism: Pararge aegeria (speckled wood butterfly)
Lineage: Eukaryota; Metazoa; Arthropoda; Insecta; Lepidoptera; Nymphalidae
Product: cytochrome P450 6B2-like
Exons: 4
Coding region: 1-1851 (616 amino acids)
Molecular function (GO): monooxygenase activity; iron ion binding; oxidoreductase activity, acting on paired donors, with incorporation or reduction of molecular oxygen
Source: RefSeq, a predicted model, not a curated record